Knipowitschia caucasica is the source of this 495-nucleotide messenger RNA. The record is from the annotation of a GenBank genome assembly. Lineage: Eukaryota; Metazoa; Chordata; Actinopteri; Gobiiformes; Gobiidae.
AUGGAUCACUCUGUCUGCUCAGUGAUCGCAUUACUUGGCCAUAACCCGGACCCCGACGCCAUCAAGAAACGCUUCACUGUACAAAUACGAGGCUCCGCCCCUGGGACCCGCCCCCCGUGCGGAUGUGGAGCGGGCACGAGGUGCAGCGCGCUCUUUACGCACAGCCGCCACGAGAGCAAUGUCUAUGCUAAUGGCCUGGUGGUCAUUUCUAUGAUGGUGAAAGUGUCUGUGGUGAGGCUGCAGAACCUGGUGGGCUGCAGCAGAAGUUGGAGUGCGGUUCCUCUCGAUGACUUCAUGGUUUCCAUUCGUAAAGUCUCCAUUGUGACCGGGCUGGAUCAAGUGAAAUAUCGUGACAAUGGGCUACAACCUGGCACUUACCUCUCUGCUCUGCCUCACUACAUGGAUAACCUCACAGCAUACAACCAAUGGAUUCUGUCCCAUCAGCUCUGUGGCAUUUUUGGACAAAUGGAACAAUUGGAUAUGCUGGGACCCUGA